UGCCAAGUUUCCUACGGGAUCCCCUUUUUGAUUCACAGGUGGUGGGAACGUGAGGUGUUUCGGGUUGCAGCAGAGGACAAAACGAUGGAAGAGGACAGAGAGAGAUGGUCUCUCAAGGGAGCAGCAGCUUUAGUCACUGCAGGCACCAGAGGAAUCGGGCAUGCCAUAGUCGAAGAAUUAGCAAGGUUUGGAGCAGCGGUGCAUACCUGCGCUCGGAAGGAGGCAGAGCUGGAGAAGUGCCUGCAGCGAUGGGGAGCCAUGCAUCUCAAGGUCACAGGCUCUGUCUGUGACGUCUCAUCUCCGACCGAGAGAGAGAAGCUGGUGGAGAGAGUCAAGUCCAUCUUCAACGGAAAGCUCAACAUUCUGGUUAACAACGCCGGAUCAGCGAUCUGGAAACCGGCCACGGAGCAGACUCCGGAGGACUACAAAUUCGUCAUGAGCACCAACCUGGAGUCUGCCUUCCACCUGAGCCAGCUCGCCCACCCUCUGCUCAAGGCCUCGGGAAGUGGCAGCAGCAUUGUCUUCAUCUCCUCGGUGGUAGGGUUGGUCGGCUUCGACGGAAUCUGCCUCUAUUCAGCAACCAAAGGAGCCAUGAACCAGCUUUCGAGGAGCUUGGCCUGUGAGUGGGCAAAGGACGGCAUCCGAGCAAACUGCGUCGCCCCCGGCUGCAUCAGGACGUCUGGAAUUGAGAAGUUGCUUGAGGACGAGGAGUUCGUGGCAAAGGAGAGCGGCCGCGUCCCACUCGGGCGGGUGGGAGAGCCGGAGGAGGUGGCGGCGGUGGCGGCUUUCCUUUGCCUCCCCGCUUCCUCCUACGUCACUGGCCAAGUCAUCGCUGUUGAUGGAGGCCGAACUGUGAACGGCAAUGUGUGAGACUCAGCAGACGAUACUAGUGCUUCAUAACGUCGUGGUGAUCACUUUCCCAAUAAUGUAAACCAGAAUAAGAUGUGGCAUUACCGAUGAUGAUGAAUAAAAGUUGUAAUAGAUUGUCUCUUGUAUUUUCUAUUAUAUAAUAUCACAUACUACCUUAUCCAA
This is a messenger RNA of Musa acuminata AAA Group (dessert banana), 1032 nucleotides long. RefSeq names its product noroxomaritidine/norcraugsodine reductase-like. Gene Ontology annotation, molecular function: oxidoreductase activity. The transcript is spliced from 5 exons. The coding region runs from base 85 to 870 and encodes 261 amino acids. The record is from RefSeq and is a predicted model, not a curated record. NCBI's taxonomy places the organism in Eukaryota, Viridiplantae, Streptophyta, Magnoliopsida, Zingiberales, Musaceae.